CAGUUACAGCCCAGUUGCUAAGGGAAGGCAGGCGAGGCACACAGGACGAGAGCAUAAAAAUGACUAACUGCAAAAAGAGGCUGGGGUAUGAGUGCUUUUGAAGAUGAGUUGAAAAGCACACAAGAGAAAAAAAAGAAGAGGGACAGAGGAUGACGCUCUAGUGGAAGGUGGCUACAGUAGGCAGUGGGCGUGUUCUUCUUGUUGUGAUCUAUAGUUGGGAAGCCCAGUGUCAUCUGCUUAAGCACAGUGUGAGCGUGCAGACCUAUCUGUCUAAGCGGGACGGAGGGAGCAGGCAGGGAAUGCCUUACCUGGAAAUGCACAUCACUUUGCUCUACCUCGGUCUGAACCUUGAGGGCACUGUGGAUAAGGAUUCCUUUUACCCGGGCAGCACUUUGACAUGUUAAAGCAGAAGGAAAGACAUUCUGGAAAUUAGAAAGACUUUGAGUGCCUGGUCUGUAACUGCAAGUGGGAGCUUCAUGUCAGAGCGUGUGAGUGUGUUAGUGUGCAUUUGCGAGAUGUAUGCGGGUGCGGUCAGCUGCUAUGCUGCAUCUUCCUUCCAUCUUUAGCAUGUGCAGAUGUUUGAAGAAGUGAAGCUGACAUCUGGCUUGAACUGUGGAAACAUCUGGAUUGGAGCGGACGCGUCUCCCUUUUUUGCCCAGGGAAGGGAGCACUGGGCCGGGUAUCCAAUGGCCCGGCUCCCUUCUGGCACCAGCCUUAUCCUGGGUCACAGGCAGUCUUUCUAGCUGGCCAAUCAGUUGGACCAUACAAUGGAUAGAAGUCUAUGUGGCUUUAAGUGGAAUAGUGCACUGGUGCUGCAGCAUAGCUCAGAGUUCAUUAGUGUACAGUGGACUUGUCAGGGGAAGACAGACCUCACAUUGGUCCACAAACCAGUAAGGACACAACCCUAUUAAUGCAGUGGAAAUACUUGAAGAAUGAUGAGCUCCAAAGAGGAGGAAACUCUCAGCUUUUUCCAAUAUGUUGAGGAGAAUGGCCUGAGAGCCUACAACGGCCUGGUAGCUCAGAACUUGGACCACGCCAGGAAUGAGAGAAACAAGAUAUUCCUGAAGGAAAAAAACGAGAAGAAGAGAAAACAGGAGGAAGCCAUAAGGAGAUCGGGUGAGGAGAUAGCAACUGAGGGCAAGCACUUGCGUAUGGGCUUAAAUACCAUGCCAGACCCCCAGGAACGCAUGCCCGUGCCCCACCUGCACCCUAUCGCCUGUGGGCAGGGCUUCUCAGUACGCUCCCAGUCCCUUCACUCGGUCGGUGGUGGGAACACUGGGGGUGGAGGAGAGGAGGAAGUGGGAAGUCCAACUUCUAGGAAGCAGCCCCCGCCUAAGCCCAGGAGAGACCCAGCCACCAAGCUGAGCAUGUCGUCUGAGGCAGUGGACCAUAGUCCCAUGUCCACCUGCCGCGGGGAGCGAUGUGACGUUCAGGGAUGCAGUGAGGACUGCAGGAGGGUGCCACCACCCAAACCCAAGAGGAACCCCAACACACAACUGAGUGUUUCCUUUGAUGAGUCCUACAUUAAGAGCCAUGGAGGCAGUGGGGUUUGCCCCUCCAAACCCCUCCACCAUGUCACUUCCCCUAACGAAUGCAACCCAUCACCUUCUCAAAGUGAUGACAGCCCUACUGAUGACUGUGAAGACGAACCUGUCUAUAUAGAGAUGGGUGGGAUUGAUGUUGGAAUGCGAGAACCCUUGAAGAGUGAGGAUGAGGAGCCAGAUGAGUCUGUGUACGAGGAGAUGAAGUACCCAGCUCUGGAUGACAUGGAGUACCGCACCGACCCUGUAGGAUGUCGUUCUGCGUGCCCUACCCCGGCACCCUAUGAACCUGAGCCUCUCAGCCGCUGCUCCACACCUCGAAACAUUCCACUGUGUGACAUUCCUGCACCCUUCCCCAAUUUACUCACUCAUCGACCUCCACUGUUGGUGUUCCCACCAGCGCCUGCCCAGUGCUCACCUAACUCAGAUGAGUCUCCCCUCACCCCUUUAGAUGUAGCCAAAUUGCCCAUGCUGGAGAACCAGUCAUACAGCAAAUCUCCCACCUCUUCCACCGAGCCACCCUCCUCCGCACACAUCCGUAGGGAGCUCACAGCCACCCCAACUCUCACUGUCUCUGGACGCUCCUCUGCGCCUCCUCUGCCCUGUACCCUUUAUAAAUCCUCAUCAUCAUCUUCCUAUCAGCGUAGCCACUCUGCUUGUCCGUCGCCAGUCAGCAUGGGUCGCUGUCUCACCCCUCUCAGCCUCAUGCGUACACCUCCCUUUGAUGCUCCAAUGCCAUUCCCUGGGGGUCUGCCCCGAAGUGCUUCUGCUACACCGCAUGGAAAAGGCUCGCCACCUCAAGAUGGUGUCGGACGACUUCACGGGUCUAUGCAAAAUGUAUCAACAGGCCGCUCAAGGACACCCACCAGCCCUCUGGAUGAACUAACCAACCUGUUUACGACAGGCAGGAAUAUGCUAAAGAAAAAUUCCAGUGGAAGAAAAUCCAAGGAGCCAGGAGAAACUGAGUCCAAAAGUAAGUCUCACAGUGAGUCAAAGCGAGAAGGCAAGGAACGUCACAGUCACAGCAAGGAGUCCAAGCGUGAAUCCAAGGAGCGUCACAGUAAAGAGUCUUCACAUAGAAAAGACAGAGACAAAGACAGAGAAAAAGACAAAGAGAGAGGAAGCAGCAAUGCAGAGCCUCUGCCCCACAGACGAAAUAGUAAAGACCGUACUUGUAGCAAUGUAGAUGCACAGCUGGUUCGCAGGGAUAGCAGGGACCAGGCCUGCAGCAAUGCAGAGCCCAUCCCUGUGAGGCGGGACUCCAAAGAUAGGGGCAGCAGCUCCAUAGAAACAAUCCCUUUGAUAAGAAAAGACUCCAAGGACAGAGGGAUUAGCAAUGGUGACCUAUUACCAAGGAGAGACAGUAAAGAUCGAAGUGGGGGACAUGGAAUGGAGUCUUUGCUGAGACAGGAGAGCAAAGACAGAGACAGACUGCUUGAUCAGCCACCUGAGCUGUUGCCAAGGCAAGACAGCAAGGAAAGGGCAAGAAAUCCUGUAGACUACAGACAUGAAAGCAGAGAGAGACUGGAUCAGCCACCUGAACUCUUACCCCGACAGGAUAGCAAAGAGCGAGCCAGAAAUGGUGUGGACUCAAAGCACGAAAGCAGAGAUAGGCCCCCUGAGCUUCUUUCCCGACAAGAGAGCAAAGACAGGGUUAGAACCGGACCAGAAUACAGGCAUGAUAGCAAAGACCAUCGUCCCGAUUUGUUACCCCAACAGGAGAGCAAAGAGAGAGAAAGGAAUGACACGGAGCACAAAUAUGAAGGUAGAAUAGAUCAGCCACCAGAGAUCCUUCCCCGACAAGAAGCAUCCAGAAGCAGCAACAGCAGGGACAGAGUUGGUUCCAACUCCGAAUCCAGGUAUGAGGGGAGAGAUCGAAGCUGCCACAAUAGUGGAGAUCUUCCUCCUCCUCCUUUAUCCAGGCAGGACAGCAAAGAUCUGAGCAGAACUGGCCUUGAAGUGAGGCGGGACAGCAAAGACAGAAGUUUGAAUGGCUCAGAGCAUCAUCAUUUUGACAUCAAGAGCACCAAGAGCCCUUCAUCAGUGGAAUACAGGUGUGAUAAUAAGGAGCGAGGAUACAGAUCAGAUGGCACCCCCCGACGAGAUAACAGAGCAAAUUACAACACAGACCAGUCAAAAGCACAAGAGAGGAAUGGCAGCACAAUAUCAGGACAGCAUUCAUCAACAACAACACCCACUCAUCACGGAAGGUCAUCAGGUAGCCCUCCGAUGACCAUGGGAACAGGAAAUGAUCUGAAAGCAGCAUCUAAGUAUGCCCGCUCACCGUCUAAACCUGCUAAUCCUUCCCCAGUGGGAACUCCACAAAGGAGGGCAACAGAGACACAUCAAAGUCAGAUGCCCCAGAUGCCAUGGAUAUGUGGAGACACCACUAUGCUAGAGCAAAUCGAGAGGAAACGCACCCUAUGCAUGGAAAUCCGUUCCAGACAGCAUCCGCACUUGCAGAGAUCUCUGGAGAGGCCUCCUCCUCCUCUGCCAGACAGGAAUGAGGACAGGCACCAGGAAAGAAGUCAGUGCAAACAGGAAAAUACAUCUGUCCUUCCAAGCUGGGGAAAAAACGGCGGGACCAAGAAGAUCCGUCCUCCUCCAUACCCCACCCAGACAACGGCUUCAGGGUGGCCGCUGAGAGGACAAGAGGGAUGAUGCUCACUGAUGUCAAAGGACAAUGGUGGUUACCACAGCAAUAUUUCUGCUUGUUCAGGUUGUCAUGUUUCUUAUCAUCACUGGUGAUAUUUGAUAUUUUUCUAUUUCCUGUGACUGGACUCCUGUAAUGUAAUUAGUAGAGUAGAUAUUUGAUGAUGAAUAGAUAUUUUCUAAAUGAGAUGAUGGGGAUCAAAAGGAAACUUAAAUGAUGUAUAGUAGAUGUAGAUGCAAUCUAAAAUUUGUUUUUAUGUUAUUUUUGUUCAGGUUAUUUUACAUUUCAAAACAUAAUCUAUCGAUACUUGUACUGUAGUUGCAUAAUUUUCUUAUGCCAAGCGCUUUUUUUUUGUUUGUGCUUAAAAGCACUAAAAUGAAUGGACUAUUUAAUUCUGUCUAUAUAUACUUUACAUUUUCACUGUUGUAUUGUAAGUUGAGGAGUUUACGUCGCCGUGCUUUAGAUUCCAGGUCUCUCCAUGCCUGGUCCAGGAUGUUCUAGAAUGUACAACAGCUGGUCCUAGAACAGAAACAGGAAACUACUUGUGCUUCAGUUUGUAUUUAACAGUGAGAAACUGUGUGGUCACUACGUCAAAGCCUUUUAAAGCUGUUUCGCAGGAAAGCCUGUUGGCAUUUGUAGAGGACAGAGAUAGUGUGUAAUGUUUUUUGCUGUAUUCUAAAAUACACUAUGAGGGCGGGGUGGGGAGGUAGCAAAUUAGAACAUACAUUAUAAACAGGAUCAUUUUCCAAGACCAGCCAAAGCCUGUAAAAGCGAGAUAUGGGUGUGGUUGCACUUUGGAUGCUUGGUUAUUUAAAAUGGGAUUAGUGGCAAUAGCUGGCGAGUACCAGCAUCUUUACAUUGCCAUGCACACUGCAAAGCACCGUGACAGUGUAAAUACUUGACGCCAACGACCAGCCCGUACAAUCAACACCUGAGCUUUUAGAUUUCUUAAUUUCACUGCAGAUUAUAAUAGCCAUAUGCACUUGCUUAAGAAGUAACUUUCAAGUUUAUGCUUAUAUAUAUUUUUUGAAAUUGUAAGGAAUAGUGAGUUGUGCCAUGUAAGUUUUCAUUUAUUGGCUGAAAGGUAAAGCCUCAGGAGAAUGGCUGGGUGUGUGACAUACACUCAUCUAUAUUUGGGUGUCUCUGACAAUGUUUCCAAUCCAAUUCAAUGGCUGGCAACCAUUUUAGAGAUCAAAUUAUUGAAGGACCUAUCACAUGACAACAGCUUUAAGCUGUCAAAAAUGACGGGGAGGGGUUGCACAAGGGCCUGCAAUUCUGUCAGGCUACAAAAAAAUAAGUGAACUGCACUAACUCUCAUCUUCCUUCACAUUAAAUCAGGCUGGUUACAUACACAUUCAUCUCCCCCUGCUCUCUCCCUCUACCUCAACCUCUUAUUUGCAUGAAUUCAGUUGGUUCUCUUUUGCACAUUAAAAGGCAAUGUCAACAUUGCCAAAAUAGUAUGGGUUUAACAACAGCCCCUAAAGUGCAAGUGCAGUACCCCCUCUCUAUGAGAAUCAACGAAUCAGAAACCUUUGUUGGUACCAGUAUGCGUGUGAGGGAGAGAGCUGUGCGCGUGUGUGUGCGUGUGUGUGUGUUUAUGAGUGUGUGUGCCUGGCUACACUGUAUGCAAGUUGCUAGUUUAAAAAAAUGAUUGUCUUAAGACAUUCACUUUGCCCUCAUGAUGUUGGUGGGUGAAGGUUGGAAAUGUAACAAUGAUGAUGAUGUACAAUCUUUUUGUGUGUAUAAACGUGCACUGUGAAAAGGUAGAGAGAGCACCGCACCGUCAGUCCUCUGUCUUAUUGCACUGAGUGUUCUCUUGUUUUGCGUAAUAAAAAAAAAAAAGGAAUAAACAUGUUUGAGGAAUAAAGUACUGUAUUCUGAUUGUCACUUGGGUUCUGUUGAGAGAAAUAAAUAAAUAUGGACUUGAAACCUGCUAU
Messenger RNA from Pundamilia nyererei, 6131 nucleotides. It is a transcript of the gene nyap2b, whose product is annotated as neuronal tyrosine-phosphorylated phosphoinositide-3-kinase adaptor 2b. The transcript is spliced from 8 exons. The coding region runs from base 933 to 4202 and encodes 1089 amino acids. Gene Ontology annotation, biological process: phosphatidylinositol 3-kinase/protein kinase B signal transduction; neuron projection morphogenesis. NCBI's taxonomy places the organism in Eukaryota, Metazoa, Chordata, Actinopteri, Cichliformes, Cichlidae. The record is from RefSeq and is a predicted model, not a curated record.